AGUAACCAAGAGCACGACAGGUGAGAGCGCUCUUUUUGUUGUUCUGAGUUCAUAUCUCUGUUGCUGUUUUUUUACUGAUUUUCUGCUAGCAAGCGAGCCUGUGUAGGUUCUAGUCCACACUAGAACUAGGCUGGUGAUACCUUUUGUCGCAUAACGAACGUCGGUGAAGUGACCCUCCUUCUGGGGACAUGACGCGACUACGCCCACCAACAUUAACGAUUCAGCCAAAAUCGCAUUCGUUCGAAUCCGAGUCAAUUGCAUUUCUCGAUACGUCUUCCGAGUCAAUCUCAGAAUCUCCGCUCGCAUCGGAUGAUGAGCUCUUGCAGUUAUCCUCUCCUUCUUCUUCAUCCUCCUCGAGCCCCAUAGCCUUGAACAUUCCCGAUGCAGAAGAGUUGUCCCGAGACUUGGCAGCACUUGCUCAGCUACGCCAAUCCGUGCAGAAAAAUCUUCGUCUCCGACCAAUUCGUUCCUUCAGCAGAUUACCAAAGACUGCUAUUCCAAAUGUCACCGCAAUUCCAUGGCGUCAAGAUCAAUACCACCGCCAGCGGUUUGAUUCAGAUUCUUCCUCUCCUAAAAGCGCAAGCAGCACGUACCUUACCCCCGUUGACGUUAACUUCCCUCCUCCUCCUGCCUCGUCUCCCCCCGAACCUCCAAGCCAUGCCCGAAAACCUCCGCAGCGCUCUGCGUCUAUGCCCUCUCCCCGCGUUCCCACUUCUGCUAUGGACCCCACUGAGUUACUGAUCCGUCUCGCCUCUCCCACUCGUCCACUCCUCAUCGACACCCGCCCUCAUGCUGCCUAUGCCGCGACUCACCUUUUAGGGAGUAUUAAUAUCGCCAUGCCGUCCCUCAUUCUUAAGCGCUCAAAACGUACACUACCUACUUUCGCAUCACUUCGCCAGUUCAUCACCAGUGACGAGGGAAAGGACGUUUUUGAUACCUGGGACGUUGAUGGGGAUGUUGUCAUCGUUCAUGGGGAAGAGACUGACGAACGGGAGAGAGAUAACACAGGUGUCAUUGCAUGGGCCCUGCUUUCAGUUCUUGCGGGGUUUUUGGGCCCGGACAAGGUGUGGUAUCUUCGCGGAGGAAUUGUAGGUGCUCAACUUCAUGCACGACUCCGAAAGAACAUCAUCCAUGCACCCCAUCCUCCUCCUUCUCCUUCCCAAGCCUCUUUGCGACUGCCAAAACCACCCAAGAGUGCAAAAGGAAGGGCAUUCCUCCAACUUGACACCCACAGCGCUGCCGGGCUUAGUACCAGCGUACAAAUCGAGCAGGAAGAUCAAGGUCAUGGAGACGAAGCGGAACGACCAGGACACUCCCCAUUACCAAUCAUGCCUGGGCUCUCGCUCACCCUUGACAACCCUACGGAUUCUCCGCCCUCCACACUCGCUUUUCGCCGCCCACCUCCCCCACGGAGAUCAAGUAAUCUCAUUCUUGAUAGUGUCAGGGCAAAUGGAACCAGUGAUGCAGCAAAUAGUAGCGUAGAGUGCGGACAGACUCUGGCGAAGCCCCUCAAACAUGCUGUGACAACUCUCCCGCGGCUUCAGAUUCACACGGCUCCAACGCGCAGCUUAACGCUCCCUAUUACACCCUCGCAACAGGCCGUGUUCCUCCACCCGCCGCCCGCAUCCCCGUCGCAUCUCACACUUCUCCAUUCCAAUCACACACCUCCAACGAGCGCAUUUAACUCGAGCUUUAAUUUCAAUCUCUCCAAUGGUAGUUACACUGGGAAUGCGAGCCCAUCUCCACCAAUGCCCAUCUCAAUGCCCAUGACACCAUCCACCGCACGGCCGACGCCAACAACAUCCACACCUGGCGCCUCCGACAUCGAAAAUGAGCGAGAAGAUUUCAUCAUCUCUACGAUCCUUCCUAACUUCCUCUUCCUCGGCCCUGAACUCAUUUUGCCUUCACAUGUUUCAGAAUUACAAUCUCUGGGCGUGAAACGAAUCAUUAACAUCGCGGCUGAAUGUACAGACGAUCGCGGGCUAAUGCUUCGGGAACGGUUUGAGCGGUAUGUGCAUAUUCCGAUGAGGGAUUGUGUCGAGGAGGAAGGAGUACGUAAGGGGCUAAGUGAGGCCUGCGAUGUGCUUGACGAAGCCGCCCUCUACAACGCACCUACAUAUGUGCACUGUAAAGCCGGAAAAUCCCGUAGCGUCACCGCAGUGAUGGCGUACCUUAUCCACAGCCAUCACUGGCCGCUGGCACGCGCAUACCAGUUCGUCCUAGAGCGUCGCAAGGGUAUAAGCCCGAACAUCGGGUUUGUAAGCGAACUCAUGGCAUUUGAGGAGGCAGAGCUCGGGCGCAUGACAAAGCCCAAGCCAUCUGCUACAGUGAGUGAAAGUAGUGUUGGCGACGUCGGUGUUGGCACGGGUAGGCGACCAGCGCAUGUGAGGGAGAGUUUGCCCCCGAUGCCUUCAUGGGACCGUGAGGAGGAAGAAGCCGGGGAGGAAAUGGGCCAGGACAUGGAGAUAAGGGACCGGGAGGGGCGGUAUCGUCAUGUCAGGCGGGCUCCGGUGGAUGAGAACACUUUGCAGCCGAUGAGGCGAGUGAGCAAGGCAGGUCUAGAGAGUGCUGGAUCGACAAAUGGGGAUGAUGGGGAUGGGACAUGAUGGGACAUAGGAACUAGGUCAUACCCUGCUGUCUUGUGCAUUGCCGAUGGGUUAUUUUUUGAUUUCCAUACUACUUAAUGAAUUACAAUACAUAAAUCCACCAAUUGCGAUGAGUUGACUCCAUUAUGCUAACUUCAAUCUGCAAGGC
This is a messenger RNA of Suillus clintonianus, 2754 nucleotides long. RefSeq lists its product as uncharacterized. Bases 189 to 2606 code for a protein of 805 amino acids. Gene Ontology annotation, cellular component: cytoplasm. Lineage: Eukaryota; Fungi; Basidiomycota; Agaricomycetes; Boletales; Suillaceae. The transcript has 2 exons. Gene Ontology annotation, molecular function: protein tyrosine/threonine phosphatase activity; MAP kinase tyrosine/serine/threonine phosphatase activity. Gene Ontology annotation, biological process: negative regulation of MAPK cascade; protein dephosphorylation. The record is from RefSeq and is a predicted model, not a curated record.